ACGCAUACAGCAUGCGUUAUAGUCAAAUACACACGCAUCACAGCAGCAAAACACCACCUACUCAACAGAAAAAUCAUGGCCUCUGCAGCGCUCUUCUUCGUCUUCCUCGCCCUGGCCACCAUGCAGUCGCAGACCGCCUCGUCCGAGAAGGAGACGCACCUCAAGGUGUACUGGCACGAUGUGGUGAGCGGACCGGACCCGACGUCGGUGCCUGUGGCGCAGGCGGCGACGACCAACACCUCCAAGACAGCCUUCGGCAUGGUGAUGGUCAUUGACGACCCGCUCUCCGAGGGCCCCGGCCUCAACUCGUCCAGGCUCAUGGGCCGCGCCCAAGGCACCUACAUCGCCGCCGGCAAUGACCAGCUCGCGCUGCUCAUGAACAUGAACUUCGUCUUCACCGCUGGCAAGUACAACGGCAGCAGCGUCGCCAUUAUGGGUCGCAACGCCGUGUUCACCAAGGUACGUGAGAUGGCUAUCAUCGGCGGUACAGGCGUUUUCAGGUGGGCCCGCGGGUACGCGCAGGCCAGGACGCACACCUUGGACCUCAUGACCGGCGACGCCACCGUCGAGUACAACAUAUUCAUCAGGCACUAGUCUCGGCCGUUGUCAAAGUUUACCCAGAGAUAAAUACCAUGAAUAAGAAUCGUAUGCUCAAGCGAUAAUAUGUGUUGCUUUUGGAAAACCUUUUUUUGAUGUCAAUGACAACUGAUACUGUUGCUGCUUAUCUGUUACAAGUCGUUUAUCCGCGUGGACUCUCUUUGCCGUUUUAUUUUCUUCUUUGUAAUAAAAUGUUGUCCUGUGCAUACUUGAUAAAUGAUAACUCUACUUGGUCUUAAUAUCGUAUCAUUGUAGAGGCCCGUGUUAGAAUGUAUUGUAUGUAUGUACGGUGUAAGUAUAAAUCGUAUAUACACUAGUAGGAUUAGCAUUGUGUUUCUGUUGUAAUCCUCUCGGUAGUUAGAUGGUUAGAUCGAUCCUUAUCUCGUAUAUAGCUUUUUCAUGACGAUCAAUCCAUAACCCCAACUACCGAAUCCUUGUAACCCAACUCAUCUCUAUAUAAACACGCAAUGCAUGCGUCUCUGCUGGUGUGCUAGCUCCACGGCCAGAGAGGAAGGAGAUGGCACGCAAGGUUGCUGACAAGGAGAGCAAGCCCACUGACGUUCCAAACCCGUCGUAUGAGAUCGCCAAGGUCCAGGAUUCCCAGUUUCUGAGUAUUCUUUUCAAUUUCAUCUCACCUCCUACGAUGGUUUAGAUCACCCACUGCACCUCGGUAUGGAGCAAAAUGGACUACAUACUGAGAAAAAUGAGUGAACCUACGUUCUAAAAUAUGUCUAUAUACAUCUGUAUGUAGUCCAUAUUGAAAUCUCUAAAAAGACUUAUAUUUAUGUACGGAGGAAAGUACCCUUAAAGAAGAAAUACAAUGAAAUAAACACUAAAAACAUCAAAAGGAAAUGAAGUUCUAUAAAGAAGAAUGAAUUCGUGGCAUUAGUAUUACCCAUUAAGAAAAAGAAAAUAUAAAACAAACAAUGUCCAAAUUUACACACAAUUUACAUGGAAAUUAUGAUUUUUUAUAAUAUGCCAGAACAAGCAUAUAAAAUUGGAAUUUUCAAAAAAAGGAAGUUUCCUAAGAAGGAAUGUAUUAAUGGCAAUGUUAUUACUAUUAAGAAAAUAAAAUAAAAUGACACAAACGCUAAAAAAACUAAAAUAUUGAAGUUUUUCUAAGAAUGAAUUAGUGGCUUUGGCAUUACAUUUUAAGAAGAAAGGAACUGAAUAGAAACUAAAAAAUCAUAAUAAUGAAGUUUUCUAAGAAAGAAAGAAAA
Molecule: messenger RNA, 1817 nt
Organism: Aegilops tauschii subsp. strangulata
Lineage: Eukaryota; Viridiplantae; Streptophyta; Magnoliopsida; Poales; Poaceae
Product: dirigent protein 22
Source: RefSeq, a predicted model, not a curated record